Molecule: messenger RNA, 780 nt
Organism: Ilex paraguariensis (yerba mate)
Lineage: Eukaryota; Viridiplantae; Streptophyta; Magnoliopsida; Aquifoliales; Aquifoliaceae
Source: the annotation of a GenBank genome assembly
AUGCUAGAUUUAUCUUGGUGUCCAAAGCUCGAGAAGAUUCAAUGGCCAGCAAUAGUAGUUAAGGAAUUGAACGUUACAGAGUGCAGAUCUUUGCAGCAAAUAACUUACGAUAGUGAGGGCAGGCCACGAAGAAUUCAACAUGGUGUUUGCAUAAGGCUAUGUUAUGUUCAAUAUGCCUUCAAGACAAAACCUGUAAAAGAAGUUGAUGUAAGAUUGAUUAACAAUGUUGGCUUCUUCAGCUUGGACUCCAUGGCAGAUGUUGAGGUGAUGAUUGAAAAUGGCAUUGUGUGGAGUAGAGAGAAGCGUUCAGUUGAGAUUCUGUGGGACUGUAAAGUAUUUAGCACAUAUUUUCCUGGACGAGAAGUUCCAUGUUGGUUUAAGUAUAAGACUAAUGGGGCCACAAUCACAUUAAGUGUUCCUUCCAAUAACCAAAUACGAGUCUUAAAUGUGUGCGCAGUGUACACAUUUUCCAACAUCGUAAAUUGGUUACAAGAUCCAAUAAAGGUUAAAGUUCAUAACAAGAGUAAGCAUUUUGUUUGGUCCUAUAUACCUAGAUGCUACGGUGUUCCAGAAGCAGAUAGAUAUAUUUUAUGGUUAUGCCAUUUGGGGUUUUGGGUUCCAUUUGAAGAAGGUGAUGAAGUGGAGGUUUCGUUUGAGAUGAAGGUUAAGGGACAACUAAAGGAGUGUGGAGCCCACCUUUCGUACUAUGAAGAGGUAGAAGAAAUAAAGCAAUACUUUAAUACUCUAUUGUGUUGUUGGGAUUCGAAUUACCCGCUCUGA